AAAUGCAAAUAACAUCCAAACUCUCCUCUUCCCAAACCACCAUCUUCACCGAGAUGUCUGCCUUGGCGACGCAACAUCAAGCGCUAAAUCUUGGUCAGGGUUUCCCAGAUUAUGAUCCACCUUCUGCUUUGUUGGAUUUGGUCAAAGAUACUAUUGAUGACCACAAACAUCAGUACGCACCUAUGGCAGGUGAUGAAGUCAUCAUCUUCGAACCAGCGUAUGAUAGCUAUCGUCCAUCGAUCGAGUUGGCAGGUGGGAAGGUUGUGGUUUAUGCCAUGGAAGCACCCGAUUUUAAGAUCAAUUGGUCUUUAGUGGCAGCGAUGAUCAGCCCAAAAACCAAGAUGAUCAUCAUCAAUACGCCACACAAUCCUACAGGAACGAUAUUGAAAGCGGAUGAUUUGCUACAUUUAGCGCGCAUCGUUAGAGAUACCGAUAUCAUCAUCUUGAGCGAUGAAGUCUAUGAACAUUUAGUGUACGAUCGUCAGCCGCAUGAAAGUGUACUGAAAUAUCCUGAAUUGUAUCAACGA
Molecule: messenger RNA, 527 nt
Organism: Darwinula stevensoni
Lineage: Eukaryota; Metazoa; Arthropoda; Ostracoda; Podocopida; Darwinulidae
Source: the annotation of a GenBank genome assembly